CAGGUGCCACCUGAGCAUUCUGUGGCUGAUGACAUCACCUGCACACGACCAACUGCCGUUCACUCUCUGCUGGCGACCGACGUGACUGGACCGAGGUCUACAGACUGAAGGAGAACUGCGGAAAUGGCGUCCACUGGACAUGGAGAAGAUGGCGAGGAGGAGAAGAGGAAGAGCGAAGGCAAGAGGAAGAGGGAAGAGGAAGGCGAGGAUGGAGUCUUGAAGAGGAGACGAGAUGACGAUGGAGGAUCGGAGGAUGAGGAGCAAACACCUGGGAUGGCGUCCACUGGACAUGGAGAAGAUGGCGAGGAGGAGAAGAGGGAAGAGGAAGGCGAGGAUGGAGUCAAGAGGAGGAGAGGAGACGAUGAUGGAGGAUCGGAGGAUGAGGAGCCAACACCUGGGAUGGCUUCUACUGAACAUGAAGAAGAUGGCAAGGAGGAGAAGAGGAAGAGCGAAGGCAAGAGGAAGAGGGAAGAGGAAGGCAAGGAUGGAGUCUUGAAGAGGAGAGGAGAUGACGAUGGAGGAUCGGAGGAUGAGGAGCCAACACCUGGGAUGGUGUCCACUGGACAUGGAGAAGAUGGUGAGGAGGAGAAGAGGAAGAGGGAAGAGGAAGGCGAGGAUGGAGUCAAGAGGAGGAGAGGAGAUGAGAAUGGAGGAUCAGAGGAUGAGGAGCCAACACCUGGGAGCAGCCAAGGAACAUCGGACCCCUACCCCAGGCUUACCAUCAGCCGCUACAACCUCCACCAAGUCCUGGGUAGAGGCAACUUCGGCAAAGUGGUCCUGGCAUCAGUCCCUGGCCGUGACACCUACAUGGCUGUAAAGAUCAUCAACAGAAGAGAGGACAACGAGGAAACCAUCAAGAGAGAGCGGCGGAUACUCCUGGCGGCCCGAGACUGUCCAUUUCUAUGCCACCUUUAUGCUGCACAUCAGUCUCUGGAGCGUGCAUACUUCAUCACGGAGUACCUGUCCGGCGGCAGUUUGGAGGAUUUGAUCAGGAUUUGCUGCUACCUGGACAUCGACAACAUAAGGUUCUACGCAGCAGAGAUGGUAUGCGGCCUCCAGUUCCUCCAUGGACAUAACAUCGUUCACCGAGACCUCAAGCCAGAGAACAUCAUGUUGGAUGCAGAAGGCCACAUCCGGAUCAUUGACCUGGGCCUGGCACAAGAUGGAGUCACAGCCUCUAGUAAGAUCGACGGAGUGACAGGAACAUUCUACUACAUGGCCCCUGAAGUGCUUCUCGGACAAGAAUAUUACACAGCCGUUGACUGGUGGAGCCUUGGGGUUGUGUUUUGCAGAAUGGCGACAGGAUGCUUCCCAUUUUACAUCAGCCACAGCAAGCAGAAGGUUUUCAAAGCCAUCACCAGAAAGGAGCCCAAAUUUCCACUCGGGAUGGAUGCUGCUAUUGAACAUCUCAUCAGUCAACUUCUGCGCAAGAAUCCCGAUAAGCGCCUGGGGGUGCGCAGAAACAUCCGGAAGCAUCCAUUCUUUUCCAUCAUUCACUGGGAGGAACUGGAAGAGAGGAGAGCCAAGCCACCAUGUAAGCCGUUUGGGACAGUUCUACAAAAUCACCAUCUGCAGUGGCCGGAGGACACAGAGAACCCCCACCUUGUGACCGGAUUCAAUUAUACGUCACCAAGUUGGGUGCGGUAAGAACAUCCUCCUCGGGGGAUAACUAUCAUCACAUGUUCUUCACUUCUAGACUCUGAGGAUCCCGCGCCUACUGCCCAGAACCUCCGGCCUCCUGAUCCAGGCCUCAAGUCUCUGCUGCUGUUACCUCGGCUGCCCUAGAACAUCAUCUCUCACCUUUGCCAUUGUGUUGCUGCCCCAGGCCUUUACCUGGCAUCACCACUCACUCACCACAUACACUACACUGCACUUACCACACACACUACACUAUAGGGAUAGGCGCACA
Messenger RNA from Hyla sarda, 1909 nucleotides. RefSeq names its product protein kinase C theta type-like. The coding region runs from base 124 to 1647 and encodes 507 amino acids. Gene Ontology annotation, biological process: protein phosphorylation. NCBI's taxonomy places the organism in Eukaryota, Metazoa, Chordata, Amphibia, Anura, Hylidae. The transcript is spliced from 2 exons. The record is from RefSeq and is a predicted model, not a curated record. Gene Ontology annotation, molecular function: ATP binding; protein serine/threonine kinase activity.